Messenger RNA from Branchiostoma belcheri (Belcher's lancelet), 10169 nucleotides. Its product is annotated as nucleosome-remodeling factor subunit BPTF-like. Gene Ontology annotation, molecular function: RNA polymerase II cis-regulatory region sequence-specific DNA binding. Gene Ontology annotation, biological process: regulation of transcription by RNA polymerase II. Lineage: Eukaryota; Metazoa; Chordata; Leptocardii; Amphioxiformes; Branchiostomatidae. Gene Ontology annotation, cellular component: NURF complex. The record is from RefSeq and is a predicted model, not a curated record.
UUUCAUAAUUGUCUAAUUUUUGCCAAAGUCUCCAAGUUUGGGGAAUUUUGAAAUGGUAAAUAGUUACAGUGUAGAUGUAACGUUCACGCUGAUGAUCAAGUGGUUCCAAAAACCUCAACAUUUGCUAGAUUCUGGCGCUUUUAGGUCACGUGAUCAAAUCAUUUCAGAAAUGGCGGCUUGCUACAGUUCCAAUAUGGAGGACGGAAAAACAGAGCGUGAAAACGGCAGAUAGACGACAGCAGGACAGUAAACAAUCGGACACAGGGACCCUCUGCACAACCGAGGUUUAGCUGGUACGGUUCAAAUCUGGGGCCGAAAUGAAGCGUGGCAGGGGGCGCCCGCCCAAAAGUCCCUUUGUCUCAAUCGAUAGCCGAGUGAAACGGUUCAGAAGUGGCCGUGGCGGCGGCGGAGAUGCGGGAAGCAGUGGCGGGACGCCGGCAAGUUCCCGGUCCAGCACGCCAGUCCACUCGGGAUCCUCCAGGACCCCCUCCCGGGAGAUGCGGAGCCGGGCCCGCGAGGCGGCCCAGAGGAGCAAACAGCUCAUCCACGAGGUGAUGAAAGUGGUGGGUGGUGACGAUGAGGAGGAAGAUGUGGACGACUUGAGCGACGACCUGUCAGAGGAAGAGUCGGACGAGUCCGACUACGCAGAGUCUGAGUCCGCUCUCAGUGUCUACUCCGAGAGCAGCUUCAGCACGGUCAGCAGCUCCAAACGGAGGUACAUCCGUCACCCCCGCCCCAAGUCCCCCGUGGUGUUCGAUGAUGAGCGGGAGGUCCCGCCCCUGACCCUGCCCAAGUCGGGAGAGGAUCUCCUCCUCCCCACAGAACACCUGAUGGACGCCAUCGCGGUGUAUGAAGUCAUCAGGCACUUCAGGAUCAUCCUCCGAGUGUCACCAUUCAGGUUUGAAGAUUUCUGUGCCGCACUUCUCAGCCAAGAGCAGUGCAGCCUCAUCGCGGAAAUCCACAUCGCACUGCUCAAGGCCCUGAUUCGCGAGGACGAACAGAACAGCACGACAUUCGGUCCUCACGACCUUAAGGACAGCAUCAAUAUAAAAAUGUAUUAUCUUGAUGCUAUGACAUGGCCUGAGCUAGUACGCUGUUACGUGGAGAGUGACAAAGAAUUUCGGGAUGUCUUGCCCUCCUGCAGUGGUCCAGACUGGCCGUAUGUGCCAUUAGAUGACAAGCUGAAAGUGCUCCGCCUACUGACUGACCAAGUGCUUGUGUCCAAUGCUAUACGUGACUAUAUUUACACGGAGGGUACUGUCCAGUAUGACGACCACUGUCGGGUAUGUCACAAAUUGGGUGACCUCCUGUGCUGUGAGACUUGCUCAGCUGUGUACCAUCUGGAAUGUGUGCGGCCGCCCUUAGAAGAGGUACCAGAAGAUGAUUGGCUGUGUGAAGUCUGCGUCGCCCAUCAGGUGGGCGGUGUCACGGACUGCGUCUUGGAAGCGGAGAAGACGGGCCAGAUGAGCCGUCAGGAGCCGCUGGGCUACGAUCGCCACGGACGAAAGUACUGGUUCCUGUGCAGACGUGUCGUGGUGGAGAGUGACACAGAGACCUGGUACUACAGCACCAAGCUGCAGCUACAGGAACUACUGGAGACACUGGACAGUCAGAACUAUGAGAGGGACCUGUGCAUGGCCGUAGAGGAGACCAAGGACGAGCUGGUCAAGCACAUGGACGUCACGGAAAGACUGACCAAUGAGGCACGAGGAAACCAACGCUCCAUCAUCCAAUCCUCCAAUGAGGAAAUUGAGAAGCGUCUUGAGGAGAAGCGAAAACUGGAGGAGGAGAAGAGGAAGAAAGAGGAGGAGGAGGCCAUGAAAAGACAGGAAGAAAUGAGAAAGAGGGAGGAAGAAUUGAGAGCCCGUCAGAUUGCCUCCAGUUUAGAGCAGCUGGCCCAGAUGACUACACCUGCAAGUGGAGAAACUGGACAGGUGGGACCUGUAGCACCUGCAGCAGCUGUGACACAACCCGGGGACACUGCACCUGCAUCAAAUGACAUCACAGCUGUCUCACAGCAGACAACCACAGAAGAGACCACCACUACUACCACAUCUUCAGAGACAACUAAGAUGGAAGUAGCAGAAUCUAGCCAAGAAGGCAGCACUGUCACCUCCAGUGUCGUACAGGUCACCCAGUCUGUCACCACCACCGUUACUACCGUCACCAAAGUGGAGGAGACCAAAGUUGAGCAAAAGAAGGAUGCAGAUUCCCCGCUGUCUUCAGCGGAAAGUGUCUUGGAGAAGAAGGAAUCCUCACCUGACAAGACAGCUGAAGAAAAGGAGUCCAGUGGCCCUACUGUCGUCAGCUUACAGUCCAUACGCAGUGAUGUGAAGGAAAGGCAGCUGGAUGUGACAGAAAACAGCUCUGAUGACAAGGCCCUCCCCACCUCCGGUACAGCCACGUCACCUAACACUAACCCUGUACCCGUAACUUCUGCGCCAGCAUCAGACACCAGCCAGCCGGUCCAACCCAAGGCGACGGUUAUUGUCAUGAACAAAGACGGGACCAAAGUUACGUAUGCCAUCCUCCCUAAGGGCACGAGCACCAGCAGUACGCCUGCUUCAGUGGCUAGUAGCACCUCAGCUACAACUCUUACAACAACCGGCGGCUCGACUUCUGCAGAUGGCAACCAGACCCAGACAUCCUCCUCUUUGUCUACUUCUACCACUGUCACCACAGGUUCUGAUGCAGACACACCCUCCAGUUCCACUAAUUCUAGCCCACCUAAAACCCGCAUGGUCACGCGCUUGCAGAAUCCGGAAAGCAAGCUGAGCCAGCGACUGGCUGCUGCUCCCGUGGCCAGCACGGCCAACCUAACGGGCAAGGGCGGAGGUAAGGACUCCAUCCUGGUCAUCAACGCACAGGGAGAGAUCAAGCAGAUCGACGGGAAGGGCUCCAGCAUGGUCAACAACCUGUCCAAGCCCAACCUGUUCCGGUUGGGACAGGAGGGGAAGUUCCGUAUGUACGUGAACCAGUACACGUCCAACCAGCUGGCGCUGAACAAGCACCAACACGCCGAGGACAGGGACCGGCGCCGCGGCCUCACACACAAGUUCUGCCUCAACACGCAGCAGGAGUUCAAGUGGCAGGGUACGGUACACGGCAACAAGGCCCUGACAGUCUCCACACUCCGCCUGACCCUCGUGCACCUGGAGAACUCCAUCCCCAAGCCUUUCCUGCACCCGCACUGGGCCACCUUCCGCACCAACUGGAUCAAGGCAGUCCACAUGUGCACUGCACCCAAGGAGUUUGCCCUGGCCCUGUCCAUCUUUGAGAGCGUGGUGAAACCAUGUGUGCUGCUGAAUGUAUGGAGGGACUCCCUAGGACAUGUCAGGUUGCAGCGGGUUACAGCUCUGGAGAAGGACGACAAGAAGAAGAAGAAAGACCAGGGAAAGUUGUUUGAGGAGGAGGAAGUUGAGAAUCCAGUCUAUGUCAAGUACACCAUCCCUCUGAAACACCAGGUGUGGAAGUUAAAAGGAGAGGAGUACCGUAUCACAGGGAUGGGGGGCUGGAUGUGGUUAAGUUCCACCAGGACCCCACGCUUCCAGCCUGCCCUCCCCGUCCCAGACACAACCAAACCCCUCCCGGGCAUCAAGGAUCCCGUCCCGGAGUCUUCUGUCAAGGACACAGAUGCUGCCGAGAACUGCCUGGAUGCCAAGGUCAAAUCUGAGGAACCAGAGAUCUCUCCUGUUAAACAGAAGGGUAAAGAUGGAGAGGAGCCAAUGGAUGUGGACGUUACAAGCACGCCUGUGAAGGAGGAGAAUAUGGAAGUCGAUCAGGACUCCCCUGCCAAGAGGAAAGAAAAAGCAAAGGUCAAAGUCGAGACUUCGAAGGGGUUGAAGCGGAAGGCAGACUACUGGGAAAAGGGUCUCGGGAUUGAGACAAUCAAUGUCAGUGAAGGGUUGAAAAAGCACCUGCUGUACAAAAAGCUGAAGCCAACCAAACUGGACGGUUUUCUGGACAGGAGAGAGAAACAGUUUGACCUUGAACAGAGGCAGAUCCUGUCUUCGGGGUCGCAGGGCAUCAAGAUCGAGGGACAGAAAGUUGAGGUGAAAAAGGAGGGGAGUGCAGCCGCAGGAGCAGCACAGUCUACUACAGGGUCGUCUGGAAGCCAGGCAUCUGUUGCCAAAACAAUGACAUCGCCCGCUGCUGUCACCACGGCAACUGCAUCGCUGACCUUGCCUGCAUUGUCGACCAAGGUUGCCAAACCAGUACCUGCACAAACUACUGUAAAGGCAGCUCCAAGUCCAGCCACCCAGGCCAGCUCCCCAGAUAAGCCAGCUGUCAAGUCGGGCCUGGGGAGUCCUGAAGGUCAGCCCAAGACCUACGAAAGUGCAUUUAAAAACUUUCUUGGGAUUCCCGAGCCCAUCGCAAAUGGAGAACUGAACUCCUCUCAGUCUCAGAUGAACAUCAUGGUUUCCAAAGGAAAGGAAUCAGGGUGUUACCAGUGUUACUCUCCCUCCUGCUUGUCAGGUGUGGGGUCUUGUUACUCCGCUUUGUGUCGGUGGCAGAGACAUGUGGCAGGAAGUCAUGUGGAGACUGACAAGGUAGUUUCCCCUGAAAGGACUAAGCAGCUCCUCUCCCCUGUAUCAGGGAAGGCAGAUACAAACACAGACACAAACACAGACCCUGACCCUACUUGUGGCAGAAAAGGUGUUCCGAAUGGGUCCAUUUUGGACGGGAUGGUCUCCUCCAGGGGUUCUUCUCUCCCCGUGAGCGGAGCGUCGUCGCUGUUGUCCAGCAUUGCUAGUCAGUCUAAAGGGCAGGUCCCAGCAGCCGGCAGCACUGCACAAGCCGCCUGCACAGGGGCCGCAACACAGGGUACACAUGCCGUGCCUAGGAAUGUGCCAAGCACCAACGUGGGACCAACUUCAGCCUUUCCACAAGGCAGCAGCAAUUGUGCAAGCCCGGCCGGCACAAUCCAGGGAUGUGGGGGGAGUGACAACUCUUCAUUAACAAACAAAGCGCAGCAGGCAAGCACGCAGUCGUCGACCUCUGUUACAGAGAGAGUCCAACCGCCGUUAACAAAUUGUGUUGGCUCCACUAGUCCAGCAAAGACCAAAACUACAGCUGCCCCUGCCACAGCAACAACAAACACAGCAAAGUCUCUUCCAUUGGGAAAUGGGGUUAGUAGUACGGUGACAACCGUAGCAAGCGGUGAGGGUGUGGUAAGAACAGUUCAUACCAUAACCAAGUCUGUGGUGAAGACCACGACUCAAAAUUCCACGCACACAGUUGUAAGGACUCAGCAGUCGGGCACUGUCGCUCAAACGGCAACAGUGACUAGCACAGUGGCUGCUACCACUGUCAAUGCCACAAAAACUGAAACUAAUUCCAAAGUACUGAGUAGUGGAAUUGCAAGCAAAUGUACUUCAAGUGUUGCCACUUCUCAAGCAUCCGCCGCGCAAGCAUCGCUUACUGUUAAGAAGUCCGACGGCCAUGUAACGUACUCGACCACAGGAAAGGUGUACCUCGCCAAGUUUACCAGAGUCAAGAAGAAAAAGAGUCAGAAAGUAUUACUGCCAAGUAGUAAUAAGUUUUCCACACGAGUAGGGAAGAAGAGUAUAUUUAUUCUUCCUCCUCAAGAGCUCAGGAAGCUUGCCAGGCGAGGGGCAAAUAAAGAAGUUGCAUGCUUCAAGUAUGAUGCCAAAAUGGUCGGUGCCCACUGGCCGUACUUAGCUCCAAGGCCCACUUUCCGGCUUGCUUGGCGGUACCAUGUGCAAAUACUGCGUUCGCUGUCGUCCGUGGCCUCGCUGAUACGAGUCCUGUGGGCGUGUUUGCGUUGGGAGGACAUGAGUAUCAAACCACCGACGGGAACGUCCAACACGAUUACAACAGAAACAGAAAUCACGACGACAGAAAUCACCAAGAGAAGAGACGUGGGGACGUUUGGUCUACGGUCAGAGUACUGUGUGAGGAAGAUCAUCUGUCCAAUCAACACACCUUCUCAAAAAGAAACCCACCGUCCCCAGAGGAAGGGGCUUCGCUCCAGUUCCCAGACACCCAAGACUGAGGCCCCCCAGCCCAGCGGACCUAUGGUGAUAGAAACCUGGGUACCGGAGGAGGACCUAGAACUGUGGGAGAUCAGACAGUUUGCUGAGAAGCUAGAGAAGCAGCAGGAACAGGCCCGUCAGAAGGUGGCUCAAGCGGAGGCUGCGACCAAGGCUGAGCAAAUGAAGGCCCAGCUGGAGGUCCAGCUGAAGCAGCAGAGACAGGCCAUGCAGCAGAAACGUCUGCAGGAACAGGCUACCAAGACCAAAACACAGACACCGCAGACUCCACAAUCCACGCCGAAGGUUGUUACAGUCUCCAUCACCCCUGAGCAGAUGAAGUUGGUACAGUCCGGCGGGGCGACGCCCGUCACCAGCAUCACCACGGCGACCACCGCGGUGGUCCAGACGCCCACGGGCGUGAAGAAGGUGCAGAUCCCUGUCCGCAGGAUCAUCACGGUGGGAGGGGCUCAGGCCGCGGCCAGGGCGUCAGCUGCCUCAUCAGGCAUUUUGGGAAGCACCAAGACAACUCCAAGUCUUCUGCCUGCUGUCUCCAAGCAGACCUUCCCACCUUACCCGAGCCAGGGGGUGACAGCCACCCUGUCCACCACCCCCACAUCCACAACAAUGGUACGGCUCCCCAUCUCACAGCUGCAGCAGGCUGGAGGCAAGAUUCAGUUCAAGACUGUGACAGUACAGGCCCCAGUCCUGGGCCAGGGCCAAACACAGGUCAUCCAGGGUCAGGGUGUGUCAAGUCAAGGUCAAGGUCAGGUGCUGCAGGCCCACAUGACUCCGCAGGGCGUGCUCCAGUAUCGCCUGAUCAAACCCACAGGCCAGGCAGUACAGGCACAGGUGGUGGCCAGCACACAGGGACAGGCUGUACAGUCCCAGACUGCCCAGAUCCAGGUGCAAGCAGGUACAACCAGCCAGACGGUGCAGGUGCCUGUCCAGACACAGCAGCAGGUGCAAACACACCCGCAGGUGGUGGUCAAGCCCUCACAGAGUGGUGCUGUGCAGGGUACAGUCCAGGCCCAAGGUCAGGCUGUCCAGGGACAGCGUCUCAUCCUGCCAGCUGUCAAUACUCAGGGUGCUAGUGUCCAGACCAGUGCGGCCUCUGUGUCCGGUCAGGUGUCUGGUCAGCCGCUGCAGGGCCAGGCCACGGUGUCCCAGACCCCCGGCAUGCAGACCCAGCCGCUCAAGAUCCAGACUGCCCAGGGCCAGACCAUCGUGUUACAGCCACAGUCCCUGGUCACUCCGACUGGACAGGCACAGCUGCUCCCUGGUCAGCAGAUCUUCAGGGCCACCAUGCCUGACGGAACGGUCAAACACUUCAUCAUCACACCCAAGAUUGUCACUCAGACCGUGCAGCCGACCACCAGCACACCGCAGCCCAUCAAGAACGUGGUGAGCCUGCAGACGCCCAGCGUGCAGCAGAAAAUCCUGCAGAUGCAGCAGCAGCACCAGCAGCAGCAGCUGGCCGCCAUCGCUGAGGCACAGAAGAAGGACAGGGAGCUGCAGCAGAAAUACCAGCAGCAGUUGAUGCAGAAACAGCUUUCUGAUUCACCAUUGGCAGUUGGAAAACAAGCAAAGGUGCAAAUUAAGCAGAACAAGUUGAUCGAGAACCUCCGUGCCAAACAGAAGACCCUCACUCCAGAAGAGAGGGAGGACAACCAAAGGAUGAUAGUGUGCAAUCAGGUCAUGAAGCACAUCCUGGACACGAUAGAUCGCGAGGAGAAGGCCGACCAGAAGAAGCGCAAGAAGGAGGAGACAGCGGAACAGAAACGCAGCAAGGCCAUGGCUCUGAAACUGCAGACAACGCUCUUCAAGCACAAGGAGCAGCUGAGGAAAGACAUGCUGAAGAAACGUUCUCUUAUGGAGAAGGAGAUCACAAAGGAAGUUCAGGAUGAACUGAAACAUGAGCUUAAAAAGAAAGGCCACAAGAGAAAGGGGAGCGAGACAGCCUCCUCCGGUCUGGAAGACACACCCAAGAAGAAGAAGAAAGCAGAGAAGUCUGCGAAGACUGAAGGGAAGUCUAAGAUGAUCCGAACCAGCCAGUCAGGGAGGGACAAGGACAGGAAGCUGUACUGUGUGUGUAAGACACCAUACGACGCAACACAGUUCUACAUCGGGUGUGACCUGUGCAGUAACUGGUUCCAUGGCGUGUGUGUGAACAUCACGGAGAAACAGGCAGAACAGAUGGACUCCUACACCUGUCCUGACUGCAGCCGGCUGACUGAGGAUGGAGAACAGGAGCUCUACUGUCUCUGCAGGACGCCUUACGAUGAAACACAGUUCUACAUCGGUUGUGACCGGUGUAAUGACUGGUUCCACGGGCGGUGUGUGGGCAUCCUGCCGGCCGAGGCAGACGAGAUCGACUACUACAUCUGCCCCAACUGUCAGUCAUCCAAGGACAUGCAGAUGCACAACAAGUCUCUCAGCGACAAAGACACGGACCAGCUGAAACGACUUCUCAAGUCCCUACAGUCUCACAAGAUGGCCUGGCCCUUUGUAGAGCCAGUGAGUGAACUGGAGGUACCAGACUAUUAUCAAGUCAUCAAGGAACCAAUGGACCUGUCAACAGUAGAAACACGGCUCCGGCAGAAAUAUUACAAGACCCUGAACCAGUACGUGGCCGACAUUUCCAAGAUAUUCGACAACUGUCGCUACUACAAUCCCAGCGACUCGGCAUUCUGCAAGUGCGCCGAGGUUCUCGAAGGAUUCUUCCUCCAGAAACUAAAGACUGUCAAAUCUCGCUUAGGAAGCUGAGGGACUUUACAUAACAUGUACAGAAUUUUUGAUAUGGUUGAUGAAUUGGUUGAAAGACGUUAGCGAGAGACGGUUGUAGAGAAAUCAGUUUUAUGAUAGUAAGAUUUGUAUUUGUGGCCUUUUCAUGUUGAUAUAAAUGUAUAUUACUGUGACGUGGAAAGGAGGAAUCUAUAGAGGUUGUUCACUUUUGUAACUGGGAAAAAGGAAGACGGAGAUGGCAAGAUGUAUUCAGGAUGUGUGAAGAAGUGUGAAAGUAGAGGUAUUUAUGUGAAAUUGUUUGUAAAUAAAGCUGCAUUAUGAAUGCUUUUGCUGUAGGAUAUUGCUGCAACAGGAUAGCAUAUUGCAUUCAUAGCUUAGAGAUGCAAUCUGAGAAAUUUUGUGGAAUGUCGACCAGUUUUCAAACUCCAAAUGCACCUUUGAGAUGGGAACUUUGUCUACCAGUGCCAGAUAUGUACUGUAUUUAUUGUCGACAUUAUUUAUACUUGUGCAGUCAAAUCCAAAAUGAUGGGACAAUAGCUGGCCUCUGAAGACAGCUUUGAGUUGAACUAUCAAAAGUAUUCCUGAAGCUAGAAACAUCUCACUCUGGUUUUUGCUGGGCAAAGAGGUACUUCUUCUAACAUGUAUCAGCAUUUGUCAACUCUUAGUACUUUUGGACACUAAAAUUGUUUAGCAUCACUACUCCCUUAUGUCAGUGGCACUAUGUUCUGUUACAAUGAAAAUCCAAGGACAAAACAUUCUCUUCCUCAAAAAGCAUAUUAUUAAACAGUACACAUACUUGUACACAGUUACCUGUCAAUUUGGAAGAAAACUGCCUUCCUUUUCUGGCCAAAUUCUGUUCAUCUCACUGCAAAGAAGUACAGGCCCCAAUCUCAUGUUCUGUCUUUUCGGGAAAGUCUAGCCAACAACUUUGAAAGGAGAGCAAAUUUUUUAGCAAAUUAAUUGUCAAGCUCUUGCAAAAAGUGCUGUAGAUAUGAGUAUUGUCCAGAGCAUGAUGACACAAUGUGGUGUCAGAGGUGCUGCAUAUGAGAAUGUUCCAAGGAGGUUACCAUUGUAUAUCAUAUCCAUAUACUAUGGUUGACACAAUAGGCCAUGUAAAUAGACAGGCAUUGCCUUUGCACUUGUCUGUACUGGGAAGUUGAUAUGUUCGCACCAGAUUGACAACAAAAACUGUUGUAUUGUAUAGUUCCUUAGUUAUGUGAAAAUUAUGGUUAGACUUUUCUUAUUAAAGUACUUUGGCACAAGCAGCUGGUAUGUGCCAAAUUGUUGCACAGUCAUCCAAAGGCAUAGAUUAGAUAUACAUGUAGCACAUAGCUUUAUUCUUCUGCUUCUCAUUACAAAGUCGUUAUAAUUAAAGAUACCACUUUUUCUUUCAUUUUGUAUGAAGUAUGUUUAAAAGCUACAAUAAAUGUU